AUGGGCAACGGUGUGGAUUGUAGCUUCGAACUGACAGCUUACAACAGUUUUCUUUCGAUUUUAUUUAUUGUUGUAUUUUCAUUGGCUUUACUUGGCAACACCAUUGUUAUAAUUACAAUUGUUUGUAAAACUCAUCGAUCUCGAUCAAUUACAAAUUUCUAUUUGCUGAAUCUAGCCGUCGCUGACUUAUUGAGAAGCGUCGUAUGCAUUCCACCUACUCUACUAUCAGAGCUUACUCAUUGCUGGCUGUUAGGGCCAAUUAUGUGCAAAGCUGUAGCCUAUCUUCAACCUGUAGGUGUAUGUGCUUCAGCUUAUACAUUAGUUGUUAUUGCAAUCGAAAGAUAUUAUGCCAUAUGUCGUCCAUUAGAAUCUCGUAAAUGGCACACAAAAAAACGAGCUUUGAUUACAAUAUCGACCGUUUGGAUGUUAUCGUUUGGAGCGAAUAUGGGCUCUUUAGCCAUCUUCGAUCUCGUUCCAUACAGAGCUCAAUGGACUUGUGAUACUACAAAAGGCUCAACUAUUGAUUUUAUUUAUCAGCUCUAUGUUACAACCAUUCUAUUGUUCGUACCUCUGACAUUAAUGGUCGCCUUGUAUGGUCAUGUCAUAUACACCCUGAACAUUGCGAUCAACUGUGAUAAUCCACUACUGGAACAAGUCAUUCUAGAAAAUGAAAUUCCAAUAAAGCCUACUUUCACUGAUUGGCUUUUCCAAUCGUUUACUCGCGUCUCUUCUCAGAAAUAUCAAAAGGAGAAAAAUUCGCUGUCCAUACCUACAGCCAGUCAUCAAAGGUCGAGUCGAAUGAAUUCCAUCAACACCUUAUUUGGCUCUCCACGAAAUAGUUUCGAUUCUUCUCUGUUACUCCGCAGUACAAAUCAAGAUAAAAUACUUUUGGCAAAACGCAAAGUCACUCGCAUGCUCAUCACAAUAGUCAUCGUGUUUGCCGCGUGUUGGGUUCCAAGUUACACAUGGUGGCUGAUAGUUCGAACAGCUGAUUUACUUGGACACAAUCUGUGGCACUCAGGAUUGAAUACAUCGUUAACGAUACUAACAUAUAUCUCUUCUAUGGCUAAUCCGAUAACAUACUGUUUUAUGAACAAAUCAUUCCGUUCAUCUGUCUUCUCUUACUGUCAUCCAAGACGAAGCAGAAAACGCUGCACGCCGGUUCUCUCACAUCGAACAGCUUCUAGGGAAGCUGGGGCUGCUAAGGAUUUACAAUCGCCUAAUAUUCCACUUAUCAAAAUUGAUUUAGCAAUGGAAAACACGAUGCAUAUUUAA
Auanema sp. JU1783 is the source of this 1275-nucleotide messenger RNA. Lineage: Eukaryota; Metazoa; Nematoda; Chromadorea; Rhabditida; Rhabditidae. The record is from the annotation of a GenBank genome assembly.